UUUUGGCCAACCCACAGCACGCACCACCACCACCAGAAGAAAAAACCAAGCGGAGGGAGGAGAGGAGAGGAGAGGAGAGGAGAGAAGAGAAGAGGGGGAGAGGAGAAAUAAAAAUAAAAGAGGAGGAGCGGAGAAGGGGAGGAGGAGAGGGGGAAGGUGAAGGCUGAGGCAGAGGAAGGAGGGGGGAAUAAUUCCGCGGAGGUGUGCGGGAUCUCGGCGGGUUCGACCGCGGAGGAGCCUGCCCGGCGGCGAUCUGAGGGCGAUCGGAGGCGGGCGCGCGUCGCCGGCUGCGAGACUUGUGUUCGGGGACAAACCAUGAACAGCGCAACCACCGGUUGUUAACUAAGCAACCCCCUGUAAAUUACAAGCAACCGAAGCGAGGCGCAAGAAUGGUGUUCCAGAAGAGGUCGUCGUCAGAGAUGGAGUCGUGUGGCGGAAGCCAAGUCGCGGAGAUGCCGCGUGUCCCCAAGUCAGCGAAGGGCAAGAGAUCGAUCCGGAAGAAGGAGGCCCAGAGCCAGGGCCAGAUGAUGUGCGCAUUUGACCUUCUCGCGACGGUGGCCGGGAAGCUGCUUGAUGAGGGCGAGGGCUCGCUCGGGAACAUGAGCGCCGGCGCCCCGGCUUUGGCUGCGCGCGCCAAGGAUGUCCGCGUGAAGCAGGAGCAGUACGAUGACGAAGUGAAGCAUUUAAAGCACGAGGUGACGGAUCAGGAUAGCUGCAAUGAGAGUGCGAUACUCCCUCACAUUGCCCUUCAGCGGCCGGUGAACCAUGCUCGGAAUGAGAAUCCGAAGGCAAAGUCCGAGGCUCAGGACAAGGAAUCCUCUAUGAUCAGUUGUACCAAGGCUGCAUUGGGUUGCAACUUCGGGGCAAUUGCUGAUAGGUGGUCGACUGAAUCCGUGGAGUCAGGAGCCUUCACAGGGGAUGCAGUGGCAAGCGUGAUGCCGAUGGCCGCGGCGGGCUUUCAUAAGAUGGCACCUGACAUGUAUAAUUUGCUCGUCCCAAUGGAUGUGGACGUGAAGCCACCUCCUUUGGUCAGCUCUGACAGCACCGGCGAGAUGCCAUUGUAUGGCGAUAAAGUUCACCGCUCGAUCUCCUUUCCAAGGGGCCAGAAGGGAACGACGGGGUAUGCUGUAGAUAGAAAUGAUGACGACGAUAAGUCUUCCGGGUGCACUCAUCCAAGCAUCACCACUAACAGGGGUUUCCGGCCCAAUUGUAUAGUUGAGCAUAGUAGGGUAAAGAAGUUGCUCACUUGUAAGUACAGGAAAGUUGCUGCAUCCAGGUUGCACAGAGAUCUUUCGUAUAGUGAUGUCGAGCGGAAGCCUUCUUUCCGCAACAAGAAAAUGCAUUAUACACGACAAAGGACACAGAGGAGUACAUUUAAGCGGAGGAAGCUGUUUGAUUGUCAUUCAGUUAUAGCAUCUGAAGAAUUUGGAAGAACAAAUGGAAAGGGAAACGCAAAGGCUACCACAAGAGACUCCCAUGCUGCUUCUUUCAAAGCAAACAAGGGAACGAAUUCAAUGCCCUUCCAGAAAUCUUGUGAAUCAAAUGAUUGUCAUGUGAAACUUAGAAUUAAGUCUUUCAAGGUGCCUGAACUUCUUAUUGAAAUCCCAGAAACUGCAACGGUUGGCUUACUAAAGAAAACUGUUCUGGAGGCAAUGAAUGCCGUUCUUGGAGGUGGUCUACGCGUUGGUGUUCUUCACCAUGGAAAGAAAAUCAGAGAUGAUAGUAAAACAUUAAUGCAGGCUGGGAUUGGUCAUGAUGAUAUGCUGGACAACCUUGGCUUUUCACUUGAACCCAACUGUACACAAAAUCCGUUGCAAGUCCCAGCUCCUGAAGAUACCAGUUUCCUGGAAACUAUUGAUACCACUGAACCUCUAGCAAGGAUUGCUCCUGCUGACUCGUCUUCCAAGCAUGGUGAAGUUGAUGCUUCCCAGGAGCUUGAAUUGACUCCCUUAGCAGCAAACUACCAGGGGAGUGAUCACGAUUCUGUGCACUCCCCUGGUGGUAUUUCAUCGCCUGAUAAUGUAUCCACAAACUUGCGGGCUAUAGUUCCAGUUCCACCUGCAGAUCCCAAUGCAGGGGCUGUAGUUCCUGCAAAUAAGUCAAAGAGGUCACCAGAGCAGGGGCAACGCCGAAUCAGGCGUCCAUUCUCUGUUACUGAAGUAGAAGCACUUGUGCUUGCAGUCGAAAAGCUUGGAACCGGAAGGUGGCGAGAUGUUAAACUCCGUGCCUUCGACAACGCGAAGCACCGGACAUACGUUGAUCUUAAGGACAAGUGGAAGACGCUGGUGCACACGGCGAGCAUCUCGCCGCAGCAGCGGCGUGGCGAGCCAGUGCCACAGGAGCUGCUCGACCGGGUCCUGGCAGCCCAGGCCUACUGGUCCCAGCAGCAAGCCAAGCUCCAGCCUAAGACGCCCCCGCUGGCUGAGGCUUGCGUGCUCACCUAAUAAUCUGAUCUGCACUAAUGGUUUCUUCGGAAACCGUUGCAGCCUUUGUAUAAAGUCAGUAAGUCAGUCAGUCCCUUCACAGGAGGUCAAGGAAGAUAUUAGAAAAUACAUAUAUAAGGUACAAGAAGCAUUGACCGAUUUGUUGUAAUAUCUACUCACCAAUUAUUCUUUAAGCCAGGAUUCUCUCUCCUUGUGAAUUUAACCGAAGGAAAGGGUGUUUCUUUGGCAAAUUGUACAUGAUGAUGAUGAUGGAAGAAGAUGAUGAUCCAUGAACUGAGAACUGCAGUGUCUACUAAUAACUCACAUUUUUUUAUAAAUUGUGGUUAACAAGUGCCUAAGUUCUGAAGAAGUCGCCUCCUGGGAAGCCGGGAUUCCAUAAAUUGUGGUUGACAGGAGCUCGACAAGGGUAGCUUCGCCAUUGUAGUUCAUUUCAGGCUUCGGAGCUUAAGGUCUGGUGAAGAACCCGGCUUCAGAGCCCGGGCAAACUGACAACUAAAGCUUCAGAUUCUUUGGUUCAAUUCAGUUCAUUCUUUUGUUAGAGGAGAGUGAUAGAUGGAGCAGUAGUGGACGCAGGUGCUGCUUUUCUUGCUCCACCUUAUUUCCCUCCUCUUUUUCAUGGGGAAAAAAAAUCUAGGGGGCUCCAAGAGUACAGCAGCCGAAAGGAGGGAUGGAUAUUUGCUUCUCUUUUCCAUUUUUUUCUAUUACCUUAGCUGUACUAUGUUCUUUCACCAAUCUUGUAGUUAUCUCGGUUCCCUCAAAUUUGUAAUUGAACAAAUUAACAAUAUGAAAAGGAAUUUUUUACGCCA
Molecule: messenger RNA, 3250 nt
Organism: Phragmites australis (common reed)
Lineage: Eukaryota; Viridiplantae; Streptophyta; Magnoliopsida; Poales; Poaceae
Product: telomere repeat-binding protein 5-like
Exons: 10
Coding region: 390-2444 (684 amino acids)
Molecular function (GO): protein binding
Source: RefSeq, a predicted model, not a curated record